CCGAGCUGGACGCAAACGUUCUGCCGAUGCUGUGAGCUCUCGGCUGUUCAGAUGACAAUUAUCUCCGGUUUCCUGUAUGUAGCGAUGCUACUGCUAUCUGCGGCGGCAGUCUCAGGAGAGACCACCAUAGCACCCUCCCACCGCUGCCCGCAGGCUUGUGACUGCUCAUCAGACGAUGGUACACAUGUUACAGUGGUGUGCGAUCGCGGUGGUAUGUCCGGCUCCGUGCCCACGGGCGAGAUGCCCGCCGCCCUGGUACGACAGCUUCGCAUUGUCGGUCCCGCUCGCGGACCACCCAAUCACCUCACCAUCGGGCCGCUCUUCCACAACUUCUCCAGCCUGCUCUCGCUCGUCGUCACCAAUUCCGGAGUGCCUGCUCUCGGCUCCAGGUCCUUCGUCGGACUCAUCGCGCUCCAAGAGCUGGACCUGUCGGGGAACGCGGUGAGCCACGUGUCCGGAGAGGCGCUGGUGGGCGUGCCGGCGCUACGCUCCCUAAGCCUGGCGAACAACCGCGUCGAGUCUGCGCCCAGCGGCGCCUUCCGGCACGCGGCCAGCCUGCGCCGCCUCUCGCUGGCCGGCAAUCGGCUGGCGACCCUGCAGCCGCGGCUCUUCCGCGGGCUCAGCCACCUGCAAGCUCUAGACCUCAGCGGGAACCCGCUGUCGCGCCUCGACGAUGCCGUCUUCUGGGACGUGCAGAUUGCUCAGCGGACGUAUGUGGAGCUGCUGGCCCGAAUCCGCGGCGGCGACCAGCGAGCGAGGCCUCAGCUGCUGGGUGAGCGGCGCCUGCAGCUGGCUAACCGCACAGUCAGGUACAGUGCCUGA
Schistocerca piceifrons (Central American locust) is the source of this 822-nucleotide messenger RNA. RefSeq names its product insulin-like growth factor-binding protein complex acid labile subunit. Gene Ontology annotation, molecular function: protein binding. Bases 52 to 822 code for a protein of 256 amino acids. Gene Ontology annotation, cellular component: extracellular matrix. NCBI's taxonomy places the organism in Eukaryota, Metazoa, Arthropoda, Insecta, Orthoptera, Acrididae. The record is from RefSeq and is a predicted model, not a curated record. The transcript is spliced from 5 exons.